Messenger RNA from Cryptosporidium ubiquitum, 825 nucleotides. RefSeq lists its product as uncharacterized. NCBI's taxonomy places the organism in Eukaryota, Apicomplexa, Conoidasida, Eucoccidiorida, Cryptosporidiidae. The transcript has 2 exons. The record is from RefSeq and is a predicted model, not a curated record. The coding region runs from base 1 to 825 and encodes 274 amino acids.
AUGAUAGGCAAAACUUGUAGCGAGGAUGGAAGUAGCUCACCUAUGUCUCUUGAAGAUCCAGAUGAACCAUCUCCUUCACCAAUCAAUCCAAUUACUCUUAAACACACUCUCAGACUUGCUUCAAGAGUAAGUAUUUCAAAUAAUGCAAAUAUUGAAGAAAAAUAUUUUGAAGUAUAUCCUAAUUCAUCUUUGCUGACCGAGUUAGGUGAAACUUUGGAAGCAAUUUCAGUAAAUGAUUUUUCAUUUUCUCCAUCUCCAUUAAAGUUAUCUAAAAUACCCAAAAAUAUGAAAGCUAAUUUUUUAAAAUCAACAAUUAAAAAGAAUAAAAGAAAAAAAGCAAAGAAGUCACAAAAGCAGAGGAAAAACAAUAAUCAGGUGACGAAGUUUGAUCAAAAAACAAAACAAGAAAAUAUUAGAGAAAAAUUAUCAAAUGAGAAUAUCGAAGAAAGUUGUGAAAUAUCAGAUUUAGAUGUUCGUGGAAUUGUUGUUGAAGUUGAGCCUCAAAGUGAUAAUAAAAUUUUAUCGAGCGAAAUGAUAAAUAAUAUUCAACUGAUCGAUGAACAAAAGCCAGAUGCUUCAGAAAAAAUAUCAGCUACUCCAUCAUUUUUAAUUAAAAAAUCAUUUAGUUAUUCGAAGUGGAUAAGAAAAGAAAGUAUUAAAAAUUUUAUUAACAGAUAUAUACCCAGAUUUCUAAUACCUGCAUUUAAGGCGAUAGGAAAUCUGAGGAUAAGAUUUGCAACUCCAACAAAAAAAAUAGAAACUCAACAAGAAAUAAGGUCAAAAAAGGAAAAGGUAAGAAAAAAAAUGAAACUUAAAGGGAAAUAA